AUGGGCGUCAUACCAGAGCAAUUCCUUAGCUUCCGGCGGGGACCCGCUGCCUGUGCACUGGGCACUUAUUCGUCUGGGAGCCCCCCAGCCCCGUACCAGACAAUGAAGCAGCCUGUCAGGAUGCCAACCAUGAUGCAUCUGUUGAAGCUUUCCAGUGUUUUAGGUGACAAUCCAAAAAUCAAACUCCGAAUGAAACACAGCCGAUGUCUUGCCUGUUUUAAACUGCAUCGAUAUGAUGUGUCGCCUGCCGUCCCUCUCUUCGGUUCUCUGUUGCGCUCCCUCCCGGCGCUCAAUAACAGUUCAAUUGCUGACAGCGGUCAUAAAGGGGUUAAAAUUCUGUGGGGCCCUGCCAUUCUCUUCUGGCAGUUCAUUGUAGGUGGGCGGACAGUUGAAGAGUGUGAGUGUCAUGUACAAUUCUUCUCAAAUCCAGUUGCCACUUUUGGCACUGGAAUAGCAUCCUUCUAUCUACCGGUUAUUACCAUGACUAUUUUGUAUGUGCACAUAUCCCGUGCUAGCAAGAGUCGGAUCAAGAAGGAUAAGAAGGAGACAGAGUCAAACAAAGGCACCAUUUCUCCCAGUCCAGUGCGAGGCAAAACAAUGAAACCGAAUAACAACAUUUCAAGUGCACCUGAAGGGUUGCAGAAUGUCAAAGUACAAAAUGGCAAGGCAGCUGGUGAAGUAAUGACGGAUCAUUGCGGCCAAGUAGAGGAAAAGGUGGUCUCAAAUCCCUCGACUUCCCUCAGUGUCGUCCCUUCCAUCCAGAAGGAGGAAGGAAAGAUGGAUGAGAGCACAAAUGUCUCCACCACACAAAGACAUUUUAGCAACGGCAGCUCCAGCAUAAAGGUCAUCACGAAAUCCCAAAAGAGUGACUACUGUGCUACCACAGUUGAAGUGGUGUCAGAAAACAGCACCAAGAAUGGUAAAGCCAGAGAGCUUACCGCAGCCCACAACAUCAUUAAAAUGACAAAGACCCCUGCUGAGAAAAAGAAGGGAGCUGUAACCCGGGAGAAUAAGGUGACCAGGACCAUCUUGGCUAUUCUGCUGGCAUGUAUCAUUACCUGGACCCCAUACAGUGUCAUGGUACUCAUUAACACGUUAUGUUCAGUCUGCGUUCCUAACACUUUAUGGACUAUUGGAUACUGGCUCUGUUACAUCAACAGUACUCUCAACCCAGCCUGCUAUGCACUAUGCAAUGCUACCUUCAAGAAAACCUUCAAACAUCUUCUCUUCUGUCAAUAUAAAAACAUUGGUGCAACAAGAUAA
Messenger RNA from Hypanus sabinus (Atlantic stingray), 1263 nucleotides. Its product is annotated as muscarinic acetylcholine receptor M2-like. Bases 1 to 1263 code for a protein of 420 amino acids. Gene Ontology annotation, biological process: adenylate cyclase-activating adrenergic receptor signaling pathway; regulation of heart contraction. Gene Ontology annotation, molecular function: G protein-coupled acetylcholine receptor activity. Gene Ontology annotation, cellular component: plasma membrane. The record is from RefSeq and is a predicted model, not a curated record. NCBI's taxonomy places the organism in Eukaryota, Metazoa, Chordata, Chondrichthyes, Myliobatiformes, Dasyatidae. The transcript is spliced from 4 exons.